Molecule: messenger RNA, 647 nt
Organism: Prunus avium (sweet cherry)
Lineage: Eukaryota; Viridiplantae; Streptophyta; Magnoliopsida; Rosales; Rosaceae
Product: protein RADIALIS-like 3
Molecular function (GO): DNA-binding transcription factor activity
Source: RefSeq, a predicted model, not a curated record
AAGACUAAAUCAACCCCAUUUCGCAUUUCCUCUCCUCAUAACCAUUAUAAUUUAUAAUAUAUAGUGUUGGAUCAGUUGUCGCAAUGGCCUCAUCGGGAUCGUGGACGUCAAGGCAGAACAAGAUGUUCGAAAAUGCCCUAGCUGUUUACGACAAGGACACGCCGGACCGCUGGCACAAUCUGGCGAGGGCUGUGGGUGGGAAAUCAGUGGAGGAAGUGAAGAGGCACUAUGAGAUGCUUGUGGAAGAUGUCAACAAGAUUGAGGCUGGUGAGGUGCCCUUGCCCAAUUAUAGAAAACCUGGUGCUGUUGCUGGGAACGGCAAAGCCUACUCUAACUCCAUGGAUAUUGAAGAACAAAGGAUGAAGAGUCUAAAGCUACAAUGAAAUGAAGGUUCUCUUUUUUUUUUUUUUAUAAAAAAAGCUACAAGGAAGGAGAGAGUAAACCAGAGUUCGUAUUUCUUACAUAAAAGAAAAUGCGGAACUUCUACUACUACUAGUAGUGGCUAUAUAGGACAACAACAAAGAGUCAAAUGUGAUUAGUUUCAUUUCUUGCUGUUUUUUUUCCCUUGUCGAAUGCCAUAUUAUAUAUAUUCCUUUGCAGCUCCUUUAAAUGUAGUGAGAAAAAUGAAAAAUGUCAUUUUGUUCGUC